GUAGUACAGCAGGCCCUUUCUUGUCACCGGUCAGUGUUCGUCUGGUGGAAAAACUGAACAACUCGACACUUUGAUAUUCUGUUCUUGCAUAAAUCCCUUUACUAAACCCGCACAGCAAUGGCAGAAGUCAAAAACAAAGUGUGCCUUAUUGUCAUUGAUGGCUGGGGGAUAUCAGAGAAAACAGAAGGGAAUGCUAUAUAUCAUGCCGAGACCCCAGUAAUGGACAGCUUUGCUGCCGGCAAGGAUUGUGCGUAUGCUACCCUUGAUGCAUCAGGCCUAUCAGUAGGACUACCAGAUGGCUUGAUGGGUAAUUCUGAAGUAGGACAUCUUAAUAUUGGUGCUGGACGCGUAGUCUAUCAGGAUAUUGUUAGAAUAAACAUGGCUGUGGAGCAGCGCAAAUUGUCCACGAACAAAGCACUAGCAGCUGCAGCUGAAAGAGCAAAGAAAUCAAAUGGCAGAUUUCAUUUUCUAGGAUUGAUAAGUGAUGGUGGAGUCCACUCGCACAUCGAUCAACUUUUUGGUCUCGUUGAAGCAGUAAAGGAACUUGGUGUGCCCAAAACAUUCAUCCAGUUCUUCUCAGAUGGUAGAGAUACACGCCCUACUAGUGGAGUUGGUUAUGUGCAGCAAGUAAUCGACAAGUUAAAGGAACUUAAUUAUGGUUCACUUGCGACUAUUACUGGACGGUACUAUGCUAUGGACAGAGACAAGAGAUGGGAAAGAAUCAAGAUUGCCUUUGAAGGUCUUGUUCAAGGCAAAGGAGAGACAACAACUCUUAAUAAAUGCAUAGAUGUAAUUAAGAGCCGUUAUGAAGCAGAAGGUGAUAAGCAUGAGACAGAUGAAUUUCUAAAACCAAUCAUUGUUGAUCCUGAAGGGAGAAUACAAGAUGGAGAUACUUUGUGCUUCUUUGAUUUCCGGGCUGACCGUAUGAGGCAAAUCAAUGAAGCCAUUGGCAUAAAACCACCAUUUGAAACAGAUGUGAUUCCAAAGAACCUGCAUCAUAUCACUAUGACAGAGUACAAGAAAGAGUUUCCAUUUGAUGUGAUGUUUCCUCCAGAAGUACCCAAGAAUGUCCUCGCAGAAUGGCUUGGUAGCAAAAAAGUUCCACAGUAUCAUUGUGCAGAAACUGAAAAAUAUGCACACGUAACAUUCUUCUUCAACGGUGGUGUUGAAGCUAAAUUUGAUUUAGAGGAUCGCAAGCUUGUGCCGUCGCCAAAAGUUCCUACCUAUGACUUGGAACCUCCUAUGAGUUCAGCUGGUGUUGCUGAUGAGGUCUGUAAAGCUAUCCAUGAAGGCAAGCACCCAUUUGUGAUGUGCAACUUUGCCCCACCUGACAUGGUUGGUCAUACUGGGAAGUAUGAAGCUGCUGUUGUUGCUUGUGCUGCUACAGAUGCUGCAAUAGGUAGAAUCUAUGAAGCCUGCCAAAAGCACAACUUUACGCUGAUGAUAACAUCUGAUCAUGGCAAUGCCGAACAAAUGAUCAGUGAACAGGGGGGUCCACAUACUGCACACACUACUAACCGAGUGCCAUUGAUAAUGACGGGUGGACAUAAGUACAGAGAGUUUACCCACAAUGCAGCGUUAUGUGACGUAGCUCCAACUGUUCUUGAGGUGAUGGGACUUGACAUCCCAGAAGAGAUGACAGGACAAUCUCUCCUACAAAAAUAAGCUGUAUAAACUUUAGUCAAGACCUUUUGGAUGGUGCACCUGAUAUGAAUCUUUGGUUCUUUCAAGUACGAGACAAACUUAACAUGGGCUGUUUUCAUGAUUCUGUGAAGUUUUUUUGCAAUUCUGCUAUCUUUCAUGACUCUGAUAGCCAGACAGCUCUAGAAGUGUCAUUGUCAAUUAUAAAUUUUAAUGGACGGAAGUAAAAACUUUGAUCAAAGACAAUGACACUUCUAGUCAAGUUGCCAGGCUAGAAGAGUCAUGACGUUUAAGAUUCCAUUUAUGAUACUAAGGAAAAUAAUGACAAGAAGAUUAGAGCUGUUCUAUACAGGAUUUUUUUAUGGUAAAGGUCUCAAAACUAGAAUAAUUUAAUUACAGAAUACAUAAUUGUGGUAUUUAGUGUUUGUGCUCUCAAUAUUCAGAGCGUUUUAGAGUCUCAUAUUAUUAAAAUAAAAAUAUAUUAACUUUU
Molecule: messenger RNA, 2131 nt
Organism: Actinia tenebrosa (Australian red waratah sea anemone)
Lineage: Eukaryota; Metazoa; Cnidaria; Anthozoa; Actiniaria; Actiniidae
Product: 2,3-bisphosphoglycerate-independent phosphoglycerate mutase
Biological process (GO): glucose catabolic process
Cellular component (GO): cytoplasm
Molecular function (GO): manganese ion binding
Source: RefSeq, a predicted model, not a curated record